AGUAUAUACACAACCGGAAGCUUCGCUGUGGAAUUGACGGAACAGGACUUGGUGUGACGGAGAGGUGAUGAUCCAGUCAGAGCUGUAAGAAAGCCGGAGCAGCCAUGACCGAGUGCUUCCUGCCCCCCAGCAGCAGCCCUGCGGAGCAGCGCAGGGCGGAGCAUCCGGUUGGCGUGGCCCGCACCCCCAGCUCUGAGGAGAUCAGCCCCACCAAGUUCCCCGGUCUGUAUCGUGCUGGCGAACAGUCGCCCCCUCACGAUGGACAUCAUCAUCAUCAUGAGCCGCCUGAUGCCUACGUCUCAGAUGACGACAAAGAGCACGGCAAGAAGAAGAACAAGUUCAAGAAGAAGGAGAAAAGGACCGAAGGGUACGCCGCCUUCCAGGAGGACAGUUCGGCAGAUGAAGCGGAGAGCCCGUCCAAGAUGAAGCGCUCCAAGGGAAUCCAUGUGUUCAAGAAGCCGAGCUUCUCCAAGAAGAAAGAGAAGGACUUUAAGGUGAAGGAGAAGGGCCCCAAAGAGGACAAGGCCAAGGAUAAGAAGUCGAAGGACCUGACGGCUGCAGAUGUGGUCAAACAGUGGAAGGAGAAGAAGAAGAAGAAGAAGCCUGCCACAGAAGCAGAGCCGGUCCCAGUGGAGACCCCCACCAUCAGGCCCAUCUUCGGAGCUCCGCUGGCUGAAGCCGUGAAGAGGACGGCUCUGUACGACAGUAUCCAGCUGCCCAGCAUCUUCAGGGAGUGUGUGGACUACAUAGAAAAUUACGGCAUGAAGUGUGAGGGCAUCUAUCGGGUCUCAGGCAUGAAGUCUAAGGUGGAUGAACUGAAAGCAGCCUACGACCGGGAGGAGUGCCCCUGCCUGGAGGAGUACGACCCCCAUACGGUGGCCAGCCUGCUAAAGCAGUACCUCCGCGAGCUGCCGGAGAACCUGCUGGGUCGAGACCUGGCCCAGAGAUUCGAGGACACCUGCGGUCGGCAGGCGGAGGCCGAGAAAGUGGCAGAGUUUCAGAAGCUGCUGGCCGAGGUGGCGCCGGAGAGCCGACUUCUCCUCUCCUGGCUCGUCACGCACAUGGAGCACGUCAUUGCCAGGGAGGCGGACACCAAGAUGAACAUUCAGAACAUCUCCAUCGUCCUCAACCCCACCAUACAGAUCGGGAAUCGUGUCCUCUACAUCUUCUUCACCCACGUGAAGGAGCUGUUUGGAGACGUCGUCCUGAAGCCGGUGGUGCGGCCGCUGCGCUGGUCCAACAUGGCGACGAUGCCGGCUCUGCCCGAGACGCAGGAGAACAUCAAAGAGGAGAUCCGACGACAGGAGUUCCUGCUGAACCGCCUGCACAGAGACCUACAGGCCGGCGUGAAGGACCUGUCCAAAGAGGAGAGACUCUGGGAGGUUCAGAGAAUCCUGACUGCUCUGAAACGUAAGCUGAGGGAAGCCAAACGCCAGGAGUGUGAGAGCAAGAUAGCCCAAGAAAUAGCCAGUCUCUCAAAGGAAGACGUGUCAAAAGAGGAAAUGACCGAGAACGAAGAGGAAGUCAUUAACCUGCUUUUAGCACAGGAGAACGAGAUCCUGACGGAGCAGGAGGAGCUGAUUUCCCUCGAGCAGGUGCUGCGUAGACAGAUCGCCACGGAGAAGGAAGAAAUCGAGAGGCUGAGGGCCGAGAUCGCAGACAUCCAGAGUCGGCAGCAGGGUCGCAGUGAGACCGAGGAGUACUCGUCAGACAGUGAAAGCGAAAGCGAGGAUGAGGAAGAGCUGCAGAUGAUUCUGGAAGACCUGCAGAAACAAAACGAGGAACUGGAGAACAAAAACACCCACCUGAACCAGGCCAUCCACGAAGAGCAGGAAGCCAUUCUGGAGCUCCGAGUACAGCUUCGCCUCCUGCAGAGCCACAAGCAGCAGGAACUGACCGUCCAGCAGCCGGCUGAGCAGGCUCCGCCCCCACAGCCGAGCCCGGAGGCCCGCACCGAGGAGCAAACCAAACGCUCCGUCGCUGCAACAGCUGCUGCCAUCGAGACGCCCACCUCCGCCAACGGAAAGACAGCCAAGGAUCCUUCAAAGCCCUCGCCGAGCAAAGACAAGAGGGACACCAACAUGUGAGAUCAGUGAUCCCGUCGUGUUUCUCCUCAUCCACAGGAAGCAUUUAUUAGUGAUCGUGUCCACCAAGUGGCAGCCAAGGAGAAAUCUUUGAUCUUGUCUGUGGUGUCCUGACUUUUUCUUGCUCUUCGAGCAAAAGGCAGGACCUAGAAACAGAUCAGCAGCUCCCAGGGACCAUUUCCUUUAAGUCUGCAGUGCCAAGCCUGUUUAAAGACAGGAGGGGGGUGCGAAUGAAGGAUUUCAGAGUUUAUUUUUCACUUAUAAUUGAGUUAGGAUGUGAUCUCCAAACAAAGACGUAGCUCUAACGCAGUUUCAUCCCUCAACUAAAAGCUAAUUUCACGUUAGGAGAGUUACCACUGUGCCAUAACUGAAGAUGCUAGAACCACGAGUAACAAAAGCUCUUUGAAUACUAAAGAAUUUAUGAGUGAAUUGUCUGUAUAUUAUACAGUUAGGUAAUGUUCUGACAAUUAUAAAAAAGAAGCAAUGAUUUAAUUUAUAGCUUUUCAUUAAAGUACAGAAUAAAUCUAUUAUAGGAGCUUUUGCUGUCUUUGAAAAACGUAAUGCACAAAACUUCAACGGUCUGAAUGUAAACGAACAUAUUCACAACAGCAAAGUGUCGACAGAUAUCACUUUUUUUCCUGUUUUUUUUUACAAACGAGUAAAUGUGGAGGGUUUUAUUUGUUGCGUUAAAUGUAAAUGCGAUGCAUCUGUGAUCAUGUUUUAACCUGUGCUGGAUGCUUUUAUUCAUUUGUAACUUGUGAAGUUAUUGCUAGCUGCAAAUCAGUCAAUCAUUUCAAAGUGGGUCAUUUCUGUGUGUAAUGCCGUUCAAAGCAAUGGCAUGCUUAUUUCUUUGUUGUGUGUUAUUGUAACAAAAUGUGUUUUGAGCUCUGUCUUUGUUGUUUCUAAAGCCCUGCUGGGAUAAUUCUAGCGUCUGUCGCUCAUCUGGACUCCUGGUUCGACAUCCUGUGACUGAAACAGACGCGUCAGAUUGGGCUCAGAAGCUUCUCAUGUGGUGGUUUUCAUUCUGUUUGGAGUGUUUGUAGCAGAUUGUUCCAGACAGACCGAUGCUGUGAAGAAUAAAGUGUCAAUCUGAACGUCGGGGUUUACCUUUUUCAUCUUAACGUG
Molecule: messenger RNA, 3209 nt
Organism: Nematolebias whitei (Rio pearlfish)
Lineage: Eukaryota; Metazoa; Chordata; Actinopteri; Cyprinodontiformes; Rivulidae
Gene: ralbp1
Product: ralA binding protein 1
Exons: 10
Coding region: 105-2087 (660 amino acids)
Biological process (GO): small GTPase-mediated signal transduction; positive regulation of GTPase activity; endocytosis
Cellular component (GO): membrane
Molecular function (GO): GTPase activator activity; small GTPase binding
Source: RefSeq, a predicted model, not a curated record